Danio rerio (zebrafish) is the source of this 5577-nucleotide messenger RNA. The record is from RefSeq and is a predicted model, not a curated record. Lineage: Eukaryota; Metazoa; Chordata; Actinopteri; Cypriniformes; Danionidae.
UUUUUAUCCCUUUAUCUCCUCCUCCUCUGGUUUCCCUUGUUCUCGCUCUCGAGUGCUCAGUCGCUCGCUCGGGCUUUUUUGUAUGAGCAGCACGGUCCCGAAGAAACAAUGUGUGUGUGUUAGACUGAGAAAACAGAGACUUUCGGGAAAAGACAGACAGAUAGACGCAAGGAAACACAGCAGUGAAGAAUGGAGGACAGUACGACAGAUUUAGCUCCAGCGUGCAACUCUACGGCCAUGCUGAACCACAACUGCACCGAUGACAGUAUAUCUGCAGCGAGCGCCUCAGACGUGCAGGACCGGCUGUCGUCUUUGGAGCUGCGGGUUCAGCAGCAGGAGGAUGAGCUGACCGACAUGAAGGCUGCGCUGGCCGAUGUGCUGCGACGUCUGGCUCAGUCGGAGGACUCUGCUGCAGCCGCUGCCAAAAAACAACAGAACACCAAAGGUCAGGCCCCGAUGCGUGAGGCGUAUUCGAUGUCCUGUAUCGCCAAUGGCAGUUCCAGCGGCCGCAAAUCUCACAGAGACACCGCCACAGUGUCUGUAGCCAGAAAAGAGACUCUCUCCUCCGCUGCUAAGAGUGGCAGCGAGAGGAAAAAAGACAAGCCUUCAAUGGAGGAGAUCAAGGAGAAAGAGGAGCCUCCGCAGGCUAAUGAUAAACCUCCAUCAGCGGCCCCGUCCCCGUCCAGCAACCCCCCGUCCCCUCACCCUCAGCCCCCGCAGCCCCAGAGACAGGCCUCGGUCCCGGCCAAAAGGGGAAGCAGUGCGAAACGCGGUAUGGAGCGUUCUCAGAGCAGCACGUGGGACAGCGCAGACGACAGCAGGAAUAAGCUGGUGAAAGCAGCCUCCACUUCCAAACUCUUGUCCAAAGUGGUGAAGAACGCAGAGAAACACAGAGAUCCAGUCAUCAGCCAAGCUAAAAUGUCAACACGUGAAAAGAACAGUCAAGAGGGAGAGUUCAUCAAGAUGUUCAUGCGAGGUCGACCCAUCACCAUGUUCAUCCCGUCAGACGUGGAGAAUUAUGACGAUGUUCGCACUGAACUUCCCCCAGAGAGACUCAAGCUGGAGUGGGUAUACGGCUACAGGGGACGUGACUGUCGUGCAAACGUAUACUUGCUGCCGACUGGAGAGAUCGUGUACUUCAUCGCCUCAGUAGUUGUGCUCUUCAACUAUGAGGAGCGGACCCAGCGCCACUAUGUGGGGCACACCGACUGCGUCAAAUGCCUCGCUGUUCACCCGGAUAAGAUCCGCAUCGCCACAGGACAGAUUGCAGGAGUGGAUAAAGACGGCAGGCCGCUGCAGCCACAUGUGAGGAUCUGGGACUCUGUCAGUCUGUCCACACAGCAGAUCAUCGGCCUCGGCACCUUCGAGAGAGGAGUCGGGUCCCUCGCUUUCUCCAAAGCCGACUCACGUACUCAUCUCAGUGUGAUUGACGACUCGAAUGAACACAUGCUCACCGUAUGAGACUGGCAGAAGAAAUCGAAAAUCGCAGAGAUUAAGACCACCAAUGAAGUGGUCUUGGCAGUGGAGUUUCACCCGACUGAUGCCAACACCAUUGUCACUUGUGGGAAAUCUCAUAUCUUCUUCUGGACCUGGAGCGGCUCUUCGCUCGCCCGUAAACAAGGCAUCUUUGGUAAAUACGAGAAGCCUAAGUUUGUGCAAUGUUUGGCCUUCCUCAAUAAUGGAGACAUCCUGACCGGGGAUUCAGGAGGAAUCAUGCUGAUAUGGACCCGCAGCACUGCUGAACCAGCACCAGGCAAAGGCCCCAAAGGAGCGUUUCAGAUCGCACGGCAGAUCAAGGCUCACGACGGCAGCGUCUUCACUCUGUGUCAGAUGAGGAACGGCACUCUGCUCACCGGCGGCGGAAAAGACCACAAGAUCAUCCUGUGGGACCACGACCUGCACCCAGAGAGAGACAUCGAGGUCCCGGAUCAGUAUGGCACCAUUCGUGCGGUGGCCGAAGGCAAAGGCGAUCAGUUUCUGGUGGGAACGUCACGCAACUUCAUCCUGAGAGGAACCUUCAAUGACGGAUUCCAGGUGGAAGUGCAGGGACACACUGAUGAGCUGUGGGGUUUGGCCACACACCCCUUUAAGGACCUGUUCCUCACCUGUGCUCAGGACAGACAGGUGUGUUUGUGGAGCUCAGUGGAUCACGUGCUCGAAUGGACCAGACUGCUGGACGAGCAUGGCCACUGUGCAGAUUUCCACCCCAGCGGCUCAGUUGUGGCCAUUGGCACUCACUCAGGGAAGUGGUAUGUUCUGGACGCAGAGACGAGGGAUCUGAUUGCCAUCCACACAGACGGCAACGAGCAGCUCUCAGUGAUGCGCUACUCUGUCGAUGGCACGCUGCUGGCAGUGGGAUCACAUGAUAACUUCAUUUACCUCUACACGGUGUCGGACAAGGGACGCAAGUACAGCAGAUAUGGGAAAUGCACUGGACAUUCCAGCUACAUUACACAUCUUGACUGGUCCCCCGACAACAAGUUCAUCAUGUCCAACUCAGGAGACUACGAAAUCCUUUACUGGGACAUUCCAAACGGCUGUAAGCUGAUCCGCAACCGCUCCGAGUGCAAAGACAUCGACUGGGCCACGUACACCUGCGUGCUCGGCUUCCACGUCUUCGGCGUUUGGCCGGAGGGCUCAGAUGGCACAGAUAUCAAUGCGCUGAUACGAUCCCACAACAGGAAGGUGAUCGCUCUGGCUGAUGACUUCUGUAAAGUACACCUCUUCCAGUAUCCCUGCUCCAGGCCCAAGGCCCCAAGCCACAAGUACAGCGCCCACAGCAGUCACGUGACCAAUGUGAGCUUCAUGCACAACGAUAGUCACCUGGUUUCCACGGGUGGCAAGGACAUGAGCAUCAUGCAGUGGCGUCUAGUGGAAAAAACCUCUUCAUUGGUGCACAGCGACUCCAGUCUGGGCUUCGGCGACUCCUUUCUGAACAACUCCACCCCUCGGGGGCUGCCAUCGGUACCCAGCAUCCCCAACACUCCUACUGAGCCUGUGCCGAUGGCGGUGCCAGUCUCACUAGCCAUCAGCACCCAUCCCGACUCCAACACUCCACCUCCAACACCCCCUGAACCCCUGCAUAAGGCCACUCCUAAUGGACAGCAGGACGGCUCGCCGGAAACUCCGCCCCCUUCUGAUGAUGCCACGCCCCCUUCCGACAGCACUCUGAGCCCAAAGGACAGCCUAGAGCCUAGUGAUGAUACAGCCACGCCCAGUGACGAGGGCACACCCUUUAACCCGCCCUUAUAAGGUGUCUAGCCCUUCCUCUUUCUCUCUUGCUCAAUAGCGCGCCCAGAGGCACCAGCAUGACACUGCAGCCUUCCUGUGGGAUUACAGCAGCAGAGUCUCCUCGGUUUUUUUAUCCUUUCGAGAUUUUCUUUUCAUUUGUGUCUUAGUUUUGUUAAUGUUUUGUUCUGUGGUCGUGGAGGCAUUGGUUUGGCUUGGAUGGUGAGAGAUUUGGAAUUUGUAGUUAAAACCAGUAAAUUUACACUGACACACACACACACAAACACUAAUACAGACAUUCAUACGCGAUUCGGUAACUGAUUAUGUUAAAGGUGGAAUUAAAUCAGUUUACCUGCCUGAGUUCACACAGGCCAACACACAAAUGAAACAAAAUCAACACAAGCUUUUUUCUAUACUUAAAGGGUGAAAUUAAUUAAUUAAUUACCAAAUCUGUACUUCACUUAUGAGGUUUACUAUAAAUCUUUUGGUCUUUAUUGGCUCGUCCUCAUAUCGUUCCAGACCUGUUUGACUGUCCUUCUUAUGUGCAUAAUAGAAAAGAUCUUUUGAGGAUCUUUUGAAAUGUUUGAGAAACCUUUGAGGAUCUUUCGAAGAGGUUUCGAGGGUCUUUUAAGGUAGCUUCACAUAUUUUUCAAAGCUGUUUCAAAGAUCUUUUGUGGAUGUCUUGAGGAUCUUUCGAAAAUGUUUCAAGAAUCUUUCAAGGCUCUUUUGAGAAUCUCUCAAAGAUGUUUUAGGGCUCUUUUGAGGGUUUUUAAAAGAUGUUUAGAGGCUCUUUUGAGAAUUAUUCAAAGAUCUUUCGAGGCUUUUUAAAGAAUCUUUCGAGUCUCUUUUGAGAAUCUUUCAAAGAUCUUUCAAGGCUCUUUUAGGAAUCUUUCAAGGAUCUUUCGAGGCAAUUUUGAGAAUCUUUCAAAGAUGUUUCGAGGCUCUUUUGAGAAUUUCUCAAAGAUGUUUCGAGGCUCUUUUGAGGGUUUUUAGAAGAUGUUUAGAGGCUCUUUUGAGAAUUAUUCAAAGAUCUUUCGAGGCUUUUUUAAGAAUCUUUCGAGGCUUUUUUAAGAAUCUUUCGAGGCUCUUUUAAGAAUCUUUCGAGGCUCUUGAGAAUCUUUCAAAGAUCUUUCAAGGCUCUUUUAGGAAUCUUUCAAGGAUCUUUCGAGGCUCUUUAUAGAAUCUCUUAAAGAUGUUUAGAGGCUCUUUUGAGAAUUUUUCAAAGAUGUUUCGAGGCUCUUUUAAGAAUCUUUCGAGGCUCUUUUGAGAAUCUCACAAAGAUGCUGCGAGGCUCUUUAAGGAAUCUUUCAAGGAUCUUUUGAGGCUCUUUUGAGAGUCUCUUAAGAGUCUCUCAAAUAUGUUACAAAGAUCCGUUGCGGAUUUAUAAAAAAAAAAAAAAUAUGUCUUGAGGUUCUUUCAAAGAUGUUUUGAGGAUCUUUUGAAUACAUUUCAAAGAUCAUUUGAGGGUUUAUUCAAAUAUUUGAGGAUGUCUUUAGGUUCUUUAAAAGAGAAGAUGUUUUGAGGAUCUUUCGAGUACCUUUUGAAGUUUUUUUAAAAUAGUUUCAAGGAUCUUUUAAGCACUUUUCAAAGACCUUUUGACAGUUUUGCUCCAAUUUCACUUGUGUUCUUUAAAAUAUCUUCUUCUGUUUUGCAGAAGGCAACUUAAACAGGUUUGGAAUGACAUGAAGUUGAGUAAAUGUUCAUUUUUAGGUGAACUAAGCUUUAAAUCACGUUUGAAUGUUCAUUUGUGUUCUCUCUCACUUUCUGUGAACAUUGGUGGAGGAACUGGGUGUGAAGCUAAUUUGCCUGCUUGCAUAGCAUCUGUCCCUGAGCCAAAAACUAUAGGACGUGCAAAUCUGGUGAUGCCAGGCAGGUGUUCCUGGUUCAUACGUUGGACUCAAGGACCUCAAUAUUCCAGGCUGCUUCUGCUGGUCAUCAUGGUCAUGGAUACCUUGAAUUUCAACCAUAAUUUUUGCCUUGAAUUUACUGAACAAUAGCCAUGUACAGCUGUGCACGACAUUCAGUAUAUCCGCAGCGAACACAUUCUCACACAAGCCUGACCUGCAACAAAAACAGGUCUGCAUGGUGAUAAACAGCCGAUAUAUAGUAGUUCCAGUCUCACCCAGCUGUCUAAGAUACCGCGCCACUCUUACAUCUCCUUUUUUUACACUGGAGAUUUUCAUACCAUCCGUUUUAAACUCUCAUCCAAAUGACUCUUUUCUCACUGAGACCGAAUUGUUUUUAGGUUUAAUUUUGGGACUGUCUUUCUUGUCAUUUUGUUCAUUGGACUGAGAUGUUCUUGUUUUUUAUCAUGCGAGAAAGGAAAGAUUAAACGAGUCUUAAAUGUGA